This is a messenger RNA of Aspergillus melleus, 282 nucleotides long. RefSeq lists its product as uncharacterized. Bases 1 to 282 code for a protein of 93 amino acids. Lineage: Eukaryota; Fungi; Ascomycota; Eurotiomycetes; Eurotiales; Aspergillaceae. The transcript has a single exon. The record is from RefSeq and is a predicted model, not a curated record.
AUGGGGUUGGAGAAAUUCUUCUUUGCAUCCAGACACCAGCACAAAGGCCCCGGCAACGCGCUGAAGCUCGUCAAGUAUCCCCGAUUCGACAAGCAGCCUGACGGUGUUCCCCGUUUGUCCGAGCAUACAGACUGGGGCAGCUUCACUCUGCUGUUUAGUGAAACGCCCGGCCUCGAGAUCCGCGACCCCGAUGAUCAGUGGAUGAGUGUUCCCACGGUCUCCGGAGGCGUGGUGGCCAACAUAGCGGAUGCAUUGUCUCUCUCUGGACGAGCAAGAAGUUGA